Messenger RNA from Spea bombifrons (plains spadefoot toad), 1812 nucleotides. RefSeq names its product SWI/SNF related, matrix associated, actin dependent regulator of chromatin, subfamily e, member 1 (gene SMARCE1). The transcript is spliced from 11 exons. NCBI's taxonomy places the organism in Eukaryota, Metazoa, Chordata, Amphibia, Anura, Pelobatidae. Gene Ontology annotation, cellular component: SWI/SNF complex. The record is from RefSeq and is a predicted model, not a curated record. Gene Ontology annotation, molecular function: nucleosomal DNA binding; nuclear receptor binding. The coding region runs from base 113 to 1372 and encodes 419 amino acids. Gene Ontology annotation, biological process: negative regulation of DNA-templated transcription.
GCGGCGGAAGUACAGACGGAUUGUAGUUCCUUUGAGAGGAACAAAGAGGAGAGCUGAGGGGCGAGUGGAGCGUGAGAUUCUAUGUCAGCAGUCUGAAAAAUAACCUGCAAAAAUGUCGAAAAGACCGUCCUACGCUCCGCCCCCUGCUCCGGCUCCAACAACACAAAUGCCCAGCACACCAGGGUUUGUGGGAUACAAUCCAUACAGCCAUCUUGCCUACAACAACUACAGGCUGGGAGGGAACCCAGGGAGCAACAGCAGGGCCACGGCUUCAUCUGGAAUCACAAUCCCAAAGCCCCCUAAACCCCCGGAUAAGCCUUUGAUGCCAUACAUGAGAUACAGCAGGAAGGUCUGGGACCAAGUGAAGGCUUCCAACCCUGACCUUAAGUUGUGGGAGAUUGGCAAGAUCAUUGGUGGGAUGUGGCGUGACCUAACCGAUGAGGAGAAGCAAGAGUACUUGAACGAAUAUGAAGCUGAAAAGAUUGAAUACAAUGAAUCGAUGAAGACUUACCACAACUCGCCUGCUUAUCUUGCCUACAUCAAUGCUAAAAGCAGAGCGGAAGCUGCUCUAGAGGAAGAAAGUCGUCAGCGGCAGUCCCGCAUGGAGAAGGGAGAACCUUACAUGAGCAUCCAGCCUGCGGAUGAUCCUGAUGACUAUGACGACGGGUUUUCCAUGAAGCACACGGCAGCCGCUCGUUUCCAAAGGAAUCAUCGUCUCAUCAGUGAGAUCCUCAGUGAAAGUGUAGUGCCCGAUGUCCGUUCAGUGGUCACGACAGCCCGAAUGCAGGUUCUCAAAAGACAAGUCCAGUCACUCAUGGUGCAUCAGCGUAAAUUGGAGGCUGAGCUCCUGCAGAUAGAAGACCGUCACCAAGAUAAGAAAAGGAAGUUUUUGGAAAGCACAGAAUCGUUCAACAACGAGCUUAAACGGUUGUGCAGUUUGAAGGUGGAAGUGGACAUGGACAAGAUUGCAGCAGAGAUUGCGCAGGCAGAAGAGCAGGCGCGCAAACGUCAGGAGGAGAGGGAGAAAGAGGCUGCUGAGCAAGCAGAACGUAACCAGCUUGCAGCAGCCUCCGCAGCUCCUGAGGAGGAACCGGAAGCUGCAAAGGUGGAAGAAAAGAAUGAAGAGGAAGAAACCCCAAUGGAGACAGAAGACACUCCUUCCCUUCCCCCUCCAGAGGAACCCAACGACAGCCAGCAAAAUGGUGAGGAGGGAACAUCUACGCCAGAAGAUAAGGAAAGCGGUCAGGAUGCUGUGGAUAGCACCCUGGAUGAAGGAACAAGUGACAGCAACACAGGCUCAGAGAGCAACAGUGGAACUGUUGAGGAACCCCCAGCAGAUGCAGUGGCAGAGGAAGGAGAAAGGAAAGACUGAACGCCUGGUUUAAUUAAAUAUGUUUUAUCUAUGUGUAGUAGGUGGCACCCAGCAGAUGGUUCGGCAUGUCUUAUACUACAUUUCAGCGUGAACGUCAUUGUGCAUUUUAUGUUUUGUAGGUUCUCCAGUCAUUGGGUUUACCACCCUACAACUCUAAAUGUGCAUGGGUUCCACAUUCCCUCUUUUAUCACUCUUGUCUUGGGCUCCUUUUUGUUGAAGUUGUUGACCUAUACAAUCGGCUUCAUUGUUUUAAGCUGAAACCAGUCCAAAUGGAACACUGACUGUCCUUGUUAACCUCAACUGAUGCCUAAACCCAGCACUAUUGGAGGUUUCUUAAAUGCGUACUUCUCAAAAUCAAUUGUAAUGGCAAGAGAACUGUUUUGUCUUUUUUAUAUUUUUUUUAAAGUGCAGUUGAAAUAAACAGAGCCUGUCAAACCAUA